CCAUCCCCAUUUUGUAAAAUCAUCGGCGCCCCCCAUCAUCCCUCAGAGUCAGGACGAUGGACGAUGAAGAGAAAAUGUUAGCUCAAGAGACCAAGGAGCUGCUGCUUUCUCUCCCCAAAGAGAAAGGCUGGAGAACUUCUUGUCUCUAUAAAUUCCAGGGAUUUUGGUGCCAGCCCAAGGAGAUCCAAUCCAUUAUCUCUUUCCAAAACAACUUCCAGGCCAGGGAAACGGACGUGGUGCUUGCCACCAUACCAAAAUCUGGCACCACCUGGAUUAAAGCAUUGACCUUUUCAAUCCUUAAUCGCCGCCGUUUUCCUCCCUCUUCACCCACCCAUCCCCUGUUCACGUCCAACCCUCACGAUCUCGUCCCCUUCUUCGAAUACAAACUCUUUUCAAACUCAAACCACCAAUUUCCCGAUCUCUCUACCCUUCCCAACCCAAGACUGUUCGCCACUCACCUUUCGUUCCAUUCGUUGAAUGAAUCGGUGAAGAAGUCAGGCUGCCCGGUUGUUUACGUCUGCCGGAACCCAUUUGAUACCUUCGUUUCCUCGUGGCAUUAUCUUAACAAACUGAGACCAGAUCCUCAACCGAAGUUGCCUCUGGAGCAAGCUUUCGAAUUGUACUGUAAAGGGGUGAUCGGGUUCGGCCCCUUCUGGGAACACAUGCUGGGGUACUGGAAUGAGAGCCGGAUGGGGCCACAGAAUGUGCUGUUUUUCAAGUACGAGGACAUGAAACAAGAUACUGUUUCGUACCUGAAAAUACUGGCGAGAUUCCUGGGCAUGCCUUUCACGGAGGAGGAGGAGGAAGAAGGUGUGGUGGAGGAGAUAGUGAUGUUGUGUAGCUUUGAGAAGAUGAAAGACUUGGAGGUGAAUAAAAGCGGGAAAUCAAUCAAGAACUUUGAGAACAGGCAUUUGUUCAGGAAAGCCGAGGUGGGUGAUUGGGUCAAUCACCUGCCCCCGGCCAUGGUGGAGCAGCUUUCCAAAGUAAUGGAGGAAAAAUUAGGCAGUUCUGGCCUGAAAUUCAGGGUGUUUUAGUAAUUUGCUCUAAAUAAUUAAUUAGCGCAUUUUCAAAAAGCACUUUCUACACCUUAUGGUAUCAUAUGGGAAAUUAUAGGUAAUAAUAUAUAUGAGAUUAAUGGAUGUUUGUAUGUAUGGUAAAAAAUUAAAAAA
Rubroshorea leprosula is the source of this 1169-nucleotide messenger RNA. Lineage: Eukaryota; Viridiplantae; Streptophyta; Magnoliopsida; Malvales; Dipterocarpaceae. The record is from the annotation of a GenBank genome assembly.